AUGAUGUGGCAGCCUGUUUCCUGGAAGCACCGGUUACCGCAAUCGGAAACAUGCAUAGUGGGCCCGGAGAAGGCGGCAUUACCGACUGCAGAGUGUUCGACAGCUGUCGAAACAUUCACUGCCCUCAACAACAUUUGCAACUACGACAUGUGCAACAUCGGCUACACAGCCACGAAGGGGUGUAGAGGAUUUUUGAGCCUGGUAUUGGGUGACAUCACAGCAUCUUCUUUUGGGGCGAGUAUGGCUUGUGGCUCACUGCUAGCGACACGUCUGGCCGCAGGGUACCGGCGCAACACUCGUCCGAUUAUGCGGCAUAUUUGGAAACAGUGUUCGCCCAAAGGCAUGCUUCAUUGGUUCCCGCCCAAGCCGCCUGAGCUGGCGGUAAUUUUCGAAGACAUGUUCUUCAAGUCGACGAUCGAGAAGCGAGGACCCCUCGGAGGCCAAAGAUGA
This is a messenger RNA of Exserohilum turcica Et28A, 450 nucleotides long. RefSeq lists its product as uncharacterized. The transcript has 3 exons. Bases 1 to 450 code for a protein of 149 amino acids. The record is from RefSeq and is a predicted model, not a curated record. Lineage: Eukaryota; Fungi; Ascomycota; Dothideomycetes; Pleosporales; Pleosporaceae.